AUGUCAAGGCCAUCCACUACACAGUUGCUUUGCUGUAUUCGUGAGAAUUUGGAGGAAUAUUUCAACCGUAUCCCUUUGUCAGUUAGCCAAAGUACUGUCUUGGAGCAAUUCGAUACCCUUGUCGCUGCAGGUUUGUACCAUUCUACGGAGCAACCUAUAUUUUCACUUCCAGAAAAAGACGCGACAAACAGUUGUGCGUUUCUUUCCCUUGGAAUUUGCGAUCGACUUCUACACGAUCAAGAAACUUUGCAGCAGAAUGCGUUGGAAAAAGUUCGCGAAAUAGCCGAGGAUGUAAUAUGUAAUCUUCCUUAUAAUGUAAAUAAGCAUCGAAAUGUUGACCAAUUUUAUGACGUCGCAGAAGCUUAUUCCGUUAUGUCAGAUAACGGCAUGCUUUCGAAAAAGUACGAAAUUUUUGAGUCAUGCGUUUCAGCCAAUACCGUAUUUUCAUCGGGCGGAAGGGAUGAGUUGAUGGCCGCCUUAACCUCAAAGAUUGCCCAAGGGAAAACGUCGGUCGGAAUCUACACCUGUAGUCCAUACAUUUUCACGAUUGGGGUUUGCAAUGAUGCUCUUCUUGUCGUCGACACACACCCAGUAAACCACGAGCUUGGAGGAAAUGGCAAUGGUCUUUUGCUGAUGACUCCCGAUUUAAGCCCUCGGUCGUGUAAAAUGGUUGUUCAGUGGAUUAUAAAGCGUUUGAAAAUGGCUGGAAUAGAAGAAAACAUGAGACAAAGCAUGACCUGGCUGAAUCCGUAUAAAGGUUGGUUUUCUAUACACACUUUCGUUGAUUAUGUCAUAUUAUACUUAUCAGUUAUCUGGUCCACUGACUUACAGUAG
Molecule: messenger RNA, 834 nt
Organism: Paramuricea clavata
Lineage: Eukaryota; Metazoa; Cnidaria; Anthozoa; Malacalcyonacea; Plexauridae
Source: the annotation of a GenBank genome assembly